Solanum tuberosum (potato) is the source of this 1359-nucleotide messenger RNA. Its product is annotated as aspartic proteinase nepenthesin-2-like. Gene Ontology annotation, biological process: proteolysis. The coding region runs from base 1 to 1359 and encodes 452 amino acids. The record is from RefSeq and is a predicted model, not a curated record. Gene Ontology annotation, cellular component: extracellular region. The transcript has a single exon. Lineage: Eukaryota; Viridiplantae; Streptophyta; Magnoliopsida; Solanales; Solanaceae. Gene Ontology annotation, molecular function: aspartic-type endopeptidase activity.
AUGGCUUCUUUCCUCCUUUUCCUCUCUAUCAUUUCUCUCCUCUUUCCCUUCAUUUCUUCAUCAAACUCCUCCACAACAAUCCCUCUUUCAUUUCUCAACACCAACACAAAUCAAGAUUUUUACCAAAAACUCACUCAUUUAGCUUCUUUCUCUUUAGCUAGAGCUCAUCAUAUCAAGAAUCCUCAAGAUUCUUCAAUUUCCAACAUCCCUUUAUAUCCUCAUAGCUAUGGAGGCUACUCAAUUACACUUCCAUUUGGUACACCUCCUCAAAAAAUGCCAUUUGUCAUGGACACUGGCAGUAGCUUUGUUUGGUUCCCGUGUACUAAAAAGUACCAAUGUUCCAAAUGUCCUGUUUCUUCACAAAAAAAUCCAACUUUUAUUCCAAAAUUGUCAUCUUCAGCUAGAGUUCUUGGAUGUUCAAAUCCAAAAUGCAGUUGGAUUCACCCAAAAAACAGCCCAAAAUCUCUUUGCCAUGAUUGUGAAUCGCGUAAUAGAACAAACUGUAAGCAUGCUUGUCCACCUUAUAUGAUUCUUUAUGGUUCAGGUUCCACAGCUGGGAUUGGCCUAGUUGAAACACUGAACUUACCAAACAAGAAAAUACCCAAUUUUCUUGUUGGUUGUUCUUUACUCUCCUCCCAACAGCCUGCGGGAAUCGCGGGGUUUGGGAGGGGAAUGUCAUCAUUGCCAAACCAAUUAGGAGCUAAGAAACUGUCUUAUUGUCUUGUAUCUCAUAUGUUUGAUGAUAUUCCUAAGAGUAGCAUGCUUGUUCUGGAUACUGUUUACGAAAAGUCCAAAAAUUUGAUCCACACCCCAUUGCUAAAAAGUCCAUUUAUUGCUGGAAGAAAUGCAUUAGCAGGAUACUACUAUGUUGGAUUGAGAAAAAUCACAGUUGGUGAGCAAAUAGUGAAGGUACCAUAUCAAUAUUUGGCACCAAAUUCAAAAGGGAACGGUGGGACGAUUGUGGAUUCAGGCACGACUUUCACUUUCUUGAAUCAUGAUAUUUUUGUGCCUGUGAUGAAUGCAUUUGUGAACCAAGUAAAGGGGUUUUCAAGAACUGAGAAAAUUGAAAGAUUGACAAAUUUAAGGCCAUGUUUCAAUGUUUCAGGGCAUAAAAUAGUGUCAUUGCCAGAAAUGAAGUUUCAUUUCCAAGGGGAUUCAGAGAUGGUAUUGCCAUUGGCAAAUUACUUCUCUAUUGUUGGUGAAAAUGAUGUGAUUUGUUUGACAAUGGUGAGUGAUUCUAGGCUCAAAUUGUCUACCGGACCAUCGAUAAUUCUUGGAAAUUUUCAAAUGCAGAACUUUUUUGUUGAGUUUGAUCUCAAAAAUAACAUGUUUGGGUUCAGGGAUCAAGUGUGCAAAUGA